AUGUUAAAGAACAUUUGGGCCUCAAAGAACAUCCGAAUUACCACUAAACUGCGGAUCCUCAACUCAAAUGUAAAGUGCGUCCUAUUGUAUGGUGCAGAGACAUGGAGGGUGACUAAAGCUACCCUGCAGAAGAUCCAGACAUUUUAUAACACCGGUCUCAGGCGCAUAUUCCACAUCCGAUGGCCUGAAAGGAUCUCAAAUGAAGAACUAUGGAAAAGAGUAGGACGGGAACCAAUGGACAUACAAAUAAGACAGAGAAAGUGUGGUUGGAUUGGACACACAUUAAGGAAGUCACCAUCCAGCAUCACACGCCAGGCCCUGACGUGGAACCCACAGGGCAAAAGAAAGAGAGGACGUCCUACAAACUCCUGGAGGCGUGACUCAGAGUCGGAGCUAAAGACACAGGAUAUGACCUGGCAUGAUGCAGCUAAGCAGCUCAGAAUUGUGUUCGUUGGAGGACUGUUGUUGAUGGCCUAUGUUCCUCACGGAGCGAAAGGCCUAAGGAUUGAAAUUCCAGACAAUCAAGGAAAAGAAUUUAUCAUAGGAUACAUGGAAGCAAAUGCUUUUGAUGGACAAGUUUCAAAGAAACCAGUUGAUCUGUUUAUAACUACGUCUUCUGCAACACCAGUAGAUGUAGAAAUAUCUACCCCAAAAUAUGGAAACAAUGUCGAGAAAAUAAUUGUCACCCCAGACAAGGUUGAACAUGUACAGCUUCGGAAAGAAUUAAGAUUACAUGGUAAUAUGCGUUGUAAUAACGGGGUGCUUAUCAAGGGAAACAAAGAAAUUAUUGUUUUUGGCUUAAACGUUGCCGAUGCGUCGACAGAUGGUUUCAUGGCACUACCAGUUGAUGUGUUGGGUACAAAGUACUAUGUUCCUGCUUACAGAAAUAACGCCCAUUUUGUGAAUUACUUCAAAACAGCGAUUUUAGUUGUAGGAGUUGAGGAUAAUACAAAUUUAUCCAUCAAGCUUUCAGUAGGAGGAAAUGUGGAGGUAGAGGUGGACGGGAAGAAAUUUCACGACGGUGAUUGGAUAAAUACGACCAUAAACCGAUUUGAAACACUUCACAUCGUAACAAGCGGAGACCUGACGGGUACCUUUAUACUCACCAGUUCUCCAGUGUCCGUUUUUGGGGGAAGCACGGUAACAACUAUCGGUUCCGGACGUUCAAGGGAUCAUGUCGAAGAACACAUACCCCCCGUAAAUGUGUGGGGGAAAACAUUCUUCAUCAAUCCCAUUCCCAACACAGAUGACAAUAUCUUUCGUUUCUUAUCCAGUCAAGACAACACUGAACUCAUGGUGAACAAUAACAAAUACGUUUUACAGAAAUCUGGGUAUUUCCUAGAAACAAGAUUACAAGGGUUCUCCGUUGUAACUUCUAAUAAACCAAUUUUGUCAGUUUUAUAUGUUCCAAGUCCUACAGACCGUAGCAAAUCAGGGGACCCCGCUAUGGCACUGAUUCCACCUAGAGAACAGUUUAACAGUUUUUAUUCCUUCGCGACCCCUGUAUCAUCACGAAAUGCAGAAUUUUCAACAGUUUUCGUUUUUGUUAUAGAGAUAAAGGAUAAAAAUGGAAUCGUUCUUGAUGGUAAACCAGUUUCUAUGUCCCAAAUCAAAGGAUUGGUGCCCCAUGACAGCUUCUCUGCCGGGUAUUUAGAAAUACCUCCUGGAAGUCACACUUUGAAACAUUCUUCAGUUAUAGCCAAAUUUAGUGGAAUAUUAUACGGAGGUGCUAAUAAGGAGUCAUACUGCUUUCCUGUUGGACAACGAUUUGCACAAAUAAAUGAAGUAAGAAUGUAUGUUUUACAUUAG
Molecule: messenger RNA, 1809 nt
Organism: Saccostrea cuccullata (small rock oyster)
Lineage: Eukaryota; Metazoa; Mollusca; Bivalvia; Ostreida; Ostreidae
Exons: 2
Coding region: 1-1809 (602 amino acids)
Source: RefSeq, a predicted model, not a curated record